AUUGCAGGUGGCGUGAAGAAUGCAACCCACAGAUAUGACCUGCCUCCACCUCCACUGGCUGUGCGCAACCUGGUGCAGCAGGCGCAGUUUGCGCACCUGUGCACGGUGAUGUCGGGGAUGCACCACCGGCGGGCGGGGUACCCCUUUGGCACGCUGGUGGACUUUGCGGCGGACGAGGCGGGCUACCCCAUAUUCUGCCUGUCCCCGCUGGCGAUCCACACGCGCAACAUCAUGGAGGACCCGCGCUGCAGCCUGGUUGUGCAGAUGCCUGGCUGGACCGGCCUGGCCAACGCGCGCGUCACCAUCUUCGGCGACGUCUACCAGCUGCCCCAGCACCUGCAGGAGCCUGCCCGCGAUAUUUUCCUCCACAAGCAGGCGACAGAAAAGAAGAACAGAUGGGUGAGCGGCAACUUCAUGUUCUUCCGGAUGCACAGCAUAUCGGACAUCUACUUUGUGGGCGGCUUUGGCACAGUGCAGUGGGUGGAUGUGGGCGAGUAUGUGGCAGCCAAGCCCGACGAGAUAGUGACAUCAGACCCCCACCACACACUGCAGGUCCUGAACGAGACCCACUCUGAGGGGCUGAGGCAAGCCCUGUCGCGGCCUGGCAGCGCUGUGGACGAUGCGGCCUUCAUUUCCAUAGACAGGCUGGGAGCAGAUGUGCGCGUCCGGCGAGCCACUGACUACAUCGUGGAGCGGCUGACAUUCCCCACAGUGAGAUCCGCAUCAGCACCUCCAGAAUAUUGCAGUGCAUGGUAUUUUGCAUGA
Messenger RNA from Coccomyxa subellipsoidea C-169, 765 nucleotides. RefSeq lists its product as hypothetical. Lineage: Eukaryota; Viridiplantae; Chlorophyta; Trebouxiophyceae; Coccomyxaceae. The record is from RefSeq and is a predicted model, not a curated record. The transcript has 4 exons. The annotation marks the transcript as partial.